Molecule: messenger RNA, 434 nt
Organism: Paramuricea clavata
Lineage: Eukaryota; Metazoa; Cnidaria; Anthozoa; Malacalcyonacea; Plexauridae
Source: the annotation of a GenBank genome assembly
AUGAAAUUACAAAACGGUGCUAGAGCUACAGAGUUGGUUGAUGUUUUUCCAGGUCUGCCUGGCAAUGAUGAAGAUGGAUAUAGGUUUAGAAAUAUAAAACAUUCAGCCUCUGUGUUCUCUGAAAUUCAUGUUUGCGAUGAAGGUAUUUAGUGAUGAUUUGUUUUUAAAUUGGCUUUGCCAGUUGGCCCUAUCACCCAAGUAUUAUAUUUGUUUGUUAUCUUGGCAUUGUAUAAGUGAUAAAAUGAAAUUCUUACAUGUUGUAAGUUUUAUCAGCUAUUUUUGCUUUGUUUAUUUAUUAUAUAAAUUAUGUGCACCUUUGAUAUAUGCCUUGGGCUGCUAUGAGUCAUCUCUAUGUCGAACCUACACCUCAACUAAUAAGAUUUUGCCUUGAACUUUUAGGUAAACAAGAAGAGCUGAAGCCAACUUUUGUAUAA